Rhopalosiphum maidis (corn leaf aphid) is the source of this 1560-nucleotide messenger RNA. RefSeq lists its product as uncharacterized. Gene Ontology annotation, molecular function: hydrolase activity, acting on carbon-nitrogen (but not peptide) bonds; chitin binding. Gene Ontology annotation, cellular component: extracellular region. The record is from RefSeq and is a predicted model, not a curated record. The coding region runs from base 1 to 1440 and encodes 479 amino acids. The transcript has 10 exons. Gene Ontology annotation, biological process: carbohydrate metabolic process. Lineage: Eukaryota; Metazoa; Arthropoda; Insecta; Hemiptera; Aphididae.
AUGGAUUCUGCACUUAAAGCGAUCGCAGUGAUUGCGUUUUACGUUUUUCCAAUCGCAUUGUGUGAAACUACUGGAGAAACUUUUGUCUGCCCUGAAGUCGGUGGAAAUGGGAACUAUGCUGAUCCAGCCACAUGUCGUCGUUUUUAUCAGUGUGUAGAUAAUUUUCCGUACCUAAAUCGUUGUCCUGCGGGCUUAUACUUCGACGAUGUGAACAAAUUAUGUACAUUUAAAAAUGAAGCCCGGUGUGGACCUCUUCCUACAACUGAAGCUCCAAGUACAGAGAAUCCUAUUGAUUUAGCUCAAAAAUGUGAUACAAGUCAGUGUACAUUACCUUAUUGUUUUUGCUCCAGAGACGGAACCAUCAUACCUGGUGGUUUAGAUCCAAAAGAGACACCCCAAAUGAUUCUAUUGACAUUUGACGGAGCAUUGAAUCAAAAUAAUUAUGAUCACUAUCAAAAAGUAUUUUCCCACAAUAAGAAAAAUCCUAACGGAUGUCUCAUUAAAGGUACAUUCUUUAUAUCACACGAAUACUGUGAUUAUAAUAUGGUACAAGAAUUCGCACACAAAGGCCAUGAGAUUGGUGUUGAAACUGUGUCAUUACAAAAAGGAUUACAUGAUAAAGGAUAUGAAGAAUGGGUCGCUGAAAUGAUUGGAAUGAGAGAAAUCUUAGUCAACUUUGCAAAUUUAACGAAAAGCGAUAUAGUUGGCAUGAGAGCACCAUUCCUAAAGCCUGGUAGAAACACACAAUACGAGGUAAUCGAAGACUACGGGUUCGUAUAUGAUAGUUCUAUCGGUAUACCUCCAUCUAGGGUACCAAUAUGGCCAUACUCUUUAGAUUAUAAGAUUCCACAUGAAUGCAAGUCUGGAACUUGCCCGACUAAAUCAUUUAAAGGUACGUGGGAAGUUCCUUUGAACGCUCAUUACGUGGCGACUUACGAAGGCGGCCACUGUCCGUAUUUAGAUCAAUGCGUAUUGCAUAGUCAUGAUGCUACUGAAGUGUUUGAAUGGCUCCGUGAAGAUUUCGAACGGUAUUAUUCGCAAAACCGAGCGCCUUACAUGAUGCCUUUCCACACUAACUGGUUCCAAAUUAAAGAACUUGAAGAUGGACUGCAUAAGUUCAUUGACUGGGCAAAUAAACAGCCAGACGUAUGGUUUGUCACAACUACACAAGCAUUAACGUGGAUGACUGAUCCAAAGACCACUAAAGAUUUGUCUGGAUUUGAACCAUGGAUGUGUGAUAAACCCGAACAAUUACCUUCGCCACCUUGUAAUUUACCGAACAAAUGUCCAUUAUCAUUUAAGCAUCCAGAAACCAAUGUAUCCGGAACGAGGUAUUUGUCCACGUGUAAAGAAUGUCCAAGGAAAUAUCCAUGGCUCGGUGAUUCAAAAGGAACUGGUGUUGCUGGAGCCGAUGUGUACUCUCCAGACAACAGAAAAUAGUUUAAUAAUUAUUUUUUACUUUAUAAACCAAAAAUAUUUAUUAUUUUCUUUUUUCAUUUUUUCAAUUAAUUUAAUGUUUAAUGUUUAAUUCAGUUUAAAUUAUUUGAUAAAUACCUAUUU